AUGAACCCCGGUGCCUCCUUGUCUACUUUCACGGCAGUGCCCUUCCCUCCACCCAUUCCUGGCGCCCAGCACCGGCCACCCUGGCAGCAGCACCUGCCACGUCCCAUCACCCCAGCAUUCCCUCCUGGCAGCAGCCUGCUGCUGCCAGCUUUCCCCAGGACGCCUAUGGUGGCUAAUGGUGGCCUUGGCCCUAGUGCCCCUGGGGCUUGCAACCUCACUGUCGAAGUCAGGUCACAAGGGAGGACAGUGGAGGCCCCCCAGACUCAGACCUCUGUCGUUACUCAGGCCCCCCUCAACUGGAGCGCUCCAGGGGCCCUCAGCAGGAGUGCUGCAUGUCCUGCACCCGAAUUCAUAGCAACCCCUGUGAUGGGGACCGUUGUGACUGCUUCAGCUGUUGGAGUUAGGCAGGCUGGCAAGGGAGGCUGGACCCCAGGCUUUCCUCCUCAAGCUCCACCACCAGCUGCCCAGCUGGCCCCUAUCAUUCGCCCCGUGAACUCUGGGCCAUGGCCACAUGACACUUCCAGGGAGGGCCGCCUGGCCACCAACCAGUCCAACGCCUCGCAGGAUGGCUCCUCUAACCCCCAGAGAGAGUACAGUAACUUCCGACGUUGGCAGCACAUCAAACCCCUGGCCCGGAGACACUUUCACCUGAGUCCUGAUGCAGAAGCUUUUUCCUGCUUUCUCAUCCCAGUGCUUCGAUCCGUGGCCCGCCUGAAUCCCAACAUGCCGCUGGAGGAGGGACUGUGGAGGGCCGUGCAGGAAUGGCGGUGCAGAAGCAACCUUGACCGGAUGAUCUACUACGAGAGGGCGGAAAAGUUCAUGGAAUUUGCGGCCCAGGAGGAGAUGCACAUUCAGCAUUUGCAGUGCAUGCAGUGCGCGCAGGACCUGGCUCCUCCAGCCCCACCGAAGCUGGAACCUCGGGGGCCCCCAGCCCCGCCACACAGAUCCCAGCGGACCCCGGAGCCCAAGGCGCCCAAGGUGAUUCCCCCUGAGACUGUGAGGGAGUAUGUGGAGAGGAUGGAGGCGCUGGUGGGACCCGUCCACUCAGCCAGCGGCAAGUCACAUGCAGAAUGUGGAAAGGACGGAAAUGAGCUGAAGCAGGAAGAGGACGACACCUACUUGGACCCGUGUCUCUUGAGCUACACUGACGAGCUGCGUUCCCGGGAACACUCUGUCACCAAGGUGGAGGCAGUCAUUCAUCCUCGAUUCCCGGCAGAAUUGUUUUCCCCGGACCCACAGCUGGAUGUCUUGGCCCUUGCUGAGGAGCUGAAGCAGGAGGAAGGACUCACCCCUGAAGAACUGGUGCAGAAACAACUCCGGGACUUGAAAGAGGAGGAAGGUGGGCCGGCAGCCCCGAGCCACAGUGCACGCGGAAUGGGCUCAAGUCCAUCUGAGUCCCACGCCGGCCAAGGUGCCCAGAGGCACGACCAAGACCGCCAUCGAGGGGUCAGUGAUGAAGCCUGCCCACCAGAGAUUGAUUUUGAGGCUCUUCAUAGGCCCAUCCGAGCAGACACUGGCCCAUUCGGGCCCAAAGUCUUUGUUCCCUCUCGAGGACGUCAGGAGGUCUCUCCAUUCCGGGCCGGACGGCCCUCCCCUCCCCAGGGUCAAAGGCGCACUGGCCCUCUACUGGGACCCAGGGAUGCGUCUCUUCUCAGAGAGGCGUCUCCUGUUCCGGAGGCCCGAGGGCCCAGGGACGCGUCCAGUGAGCACGAGGAGGCGCUCCACAGCCUGGCCUCCCUCUUGGCCUCUCCGCAGAGCCUGCCGCCUUGCCGGCUGUCCCAGAGUCCUGCCCCUGCCUCAGGCCUGGCCUCCCCUGGAGGUUGGGGGGCCAGGAGUGCUCCCCAGGCCCCCUCCCCUCAGAGAAGAGGCCCCAGCCCAGCUCCACCAGCCGCUCCCAAGUCGAGGAAGCGGGUUCUGUGUGGGCGCCCAGCCGCUGCUGAGAAGCUGCCCAUCCCCGGGGCUGGCCACGGGGUCUCUGCGAGGCCAGCCUUUGCUCUGGGGCUGGUUCGCCCCUCACAGCCGAGAAAGAGAAAGCGUGACCCGUUUGUCACAGGGAAGAGGAGGAAGAAGCAGAGGAAGCACUGCAGCCAGUAG
This is a messenger RNA of Balaenoptera acutorostrata (minke whale), 2094 nucleotides long. Its product is annotated as NUT family member 2G-like. The transcript has 6 exons. The record is from RefSeq and is a predicted model, not a curated record. Lineage: Eukaryota; Metazoa; Chordata; Mammalia; Artiodactyla; Balaenopteridae. The coding region runs from base 1 to 2094 and encodes 697 amino acids.